This is a messenger RNA of Priapulus caudatus, 1041 nucleotides long. RefSeq names its product oxytocin receptor-like. NCBI's taxonomy places the organism in Eukaryota, Metazoa, Priapulida, Priapulimorpha, Priapulimorphida, Priapulidae. The transcript is spliced from 2 exons. Gene Ontology annotation, biological process: neuropeptide signaling pathway. Gene Ontology annotation, molecular function: G protein-coupled peptide receptor activity. The record is from RefSeq and is a predicted model, not a curated record. Gene Ontology annotation, cellular component: membrane. The coding region runs from base 1 to 1041 and encodes 346 amino acids.
AUGGCUCCAGGAAACAACAAGACGUUGAGCUGCCAGGACUUCAUAGUAAUCCCGUUUAACGAGCUUAUGGAACACAAUCUCCUGAACACGGUGUUUUUCAGCUUCAUCGUCAUCCUCGGCAUUCCCAGCAACAUUGUCGUGCUGCUCGCGUAUCGGCACAUCCAGAAAGCGAACCACAAGAAUAAGUUCACGGCCGUCUUCGUGCGUCUGCUCUCUGGCUGUGACAUCAUCAUCUGCUGCACCGUCUUCACUCACUACGUCAACAUGAAGAACAACAUCGCGCUGUGCAUGCUCGAACAGUACCUGCAGAUCAUUCCACUCAUGUUCUCACUCUGCAUCCUCGUCGUCAUCGCUGCCGAGCGCUACCUCGCCGUGUGCCGCCCCCUGGUGAGGAUGCGGACGCGGCACGUCAGCGGGCUUCUCGGCGUCUCCGUGGCGAUGACGCUCGCCGUGGCGGUCGUGUACGCGUCGCUGCACGCCGUCGUCGCGCCGGACUGCUGCAUCAUCAGCGACGAGCGCCUCCUGACGGCCAUCAUCACGAUCUACGCCGUCGUCAACUAUCUCUUCAUCGUCCUCCUCCUCAUCGUCCUCUACGGUCUCGUCUUCUGGGCGAUCUACCGCCGGCAGAUGAACAGGGUCGGCGCUCGCCCGCCUGAGAACUCUAGCAUCAACACUGUAUCCAUGGUGGUGACCGCUGCCGAGCGGCGACGGGAGCGAGGCAACGACGGAGAGGAGGCGAGCGCGACGGCAGCGCCCUCUGAGAAGGCCAGCACGAGUAAGCACGGCUCAGCAUCCGCCGACGGAGCAAACACGUCGCAAGCGACGCGACCGUCAAGUAAAGAUAAGACAGCAUCCGUCACGCCGGCGCGCAGGCGUUCUGAACGACUACAGGGUACCAAGAGAGGUCAGCAACUCAGAAGGAAGCCCGGCGGUAAGGCAAAUGUUCAGAUGAAGUCGGCUCUAAUGUUCAGCCUAAUCACGUUGGUUUUCUUUCUCGGCUGGCUGCCGUUCUGGCAGCAGUCGUCACGAGAAUCUUUUUGA